CACCGCCAGGAGUUCAACACCAAUGCCACAACAGCAGGCGAUGAAGACGCUUAUAGUAGAGGUCUGAUGAGUGUAUCAUCUACUAACUGCAGAUAGAUCAGAAAAAUGGGUGUAAUGAAGUGCAGAGUUGUGUACAGUGGAGUAUAAAGCAGGGCAAAGGAGCACUAGAAGAUACAGGAAGAAAACUGCAACUGAGAGACAUGCAAGAACAAAAUGAAGCUCAGGGAGAAGCUGGCCUGCAGAAUGAGGAUCCUGUGGUCUCGUCACUCGUGUACAGAGCUGAAGCAUCAGCACUCACUCACCUUGGCGAAGUGCAGGGAAGAAAUGAGACGCAGCCGGCGAGAUGGGACAGGGUGGAUCAAAGUUUUGCUUUAAUGCCAAGAAUAAGCAGAGACUCUGUGACACAGUAUCUUCAGUACAGACCUGACCAAUCAGUGCUCAUUCUCCAUGCCAGAGUCGCUCAGAAGUCCUAUGGAAAUGAGAAACGAUUCUUCUGUCCUCCUCCUUGUGUGUACCUCUGUGGAGCUGGAUGGAAUCUCAAAGCAUCAGGUCUCGGUGAGUCUAGUUGUCGUGUGUGGGGGUAUAUGGGUCUGGAUGGCUCCCCUGGGACACAAGCAGACAACUUCAAGCUGAGCUUUGAAGAACAAACAGAAAGAAGGAUGUUUGCCUGUGCCAAAACCCUGUAUAUCUCAGAUACAGAUAAGCGGAAACACUUCCGUUUGCUGCUUCGUCUGUUCCACAGUGGAGGGCAGGAGAUCGGUUCUUUCCAAAGUGGACUUAUUAAAGUCAUCUCCAAACCGUCACAGAAAAGACAAUCCAUGAAGAACGCAGAUUUGUGCAUCUCAUCUGGUUCAAGAGUGUCAUUGUUUAAUCGCCUGAGGUCUCAGACAGUCAGUACGCGUUACCUUGCAGUGGAGGGUGGAGCUUUUGUGGCUAGUGCCAGACAAUGGACUGCUUUUACUGUCAUUCUAGUGGAGGAUCAGCAGACUGACCGCAGUGAUUACUCUGUAUGUGAGAGUUAUAUCUGUUAUGGCUGUGUGGUUCAGCUGGUAUGCACCAUUUCAGGAGUUGCACUGCCACCCAUGGUGAUUCGUAAGGUGAAUAAGCAGCACGCAUGCCUGGAUAUAGAUGAGCCAGUGUCCCAGCUUCAUAAAUGUGCAUUUCAGCUCAGAAACAGCAAGCACAUGUACCUCUGCCUCUCCAAUGAAAAAAUCUUACAGUACCAGGCUUCUCCAUGUCCAAAGGAGAGCAGUCGAGAGCUGUUGAAUGAUGGCUCAUGUUGGACCAUCACUGGUACAGAGGUUGUUGAGUACACCUUCAGUGAGAGCCUGACCACUAGCCCAGCUGUCAUCAGCCCCAUCCCUGUCAUUAAUGGACUGGAGCUAAAUGGAGGAGGCCAUGUGGCCAUGUUAGAGCUCCAUGGAGAAAACUUCAGUCCUUACCUAAAGGUCUGGUUUGGAAACAUGGAGGCUGAAACUAUGUUCAGGAGUCCGAGGUCUUUGCUGUGUGUUGUGCCUGAUAUUUCAGUGUUCGGUGGAGAGUGGCGGUGGUUCAGGCAGCCCAUCACAGUCCCUUUGUCUUUGAUACGAUUGGAUGGGAUGAUCUACAGAAGCUCAUUCACGUUUACAUACACACCCGAGCACAGUGCUUCCUUUCAGCCAUGUGCUACUGCUGAUAGAACUGCCAACUCAGACACCCUCAUUGACACCAUACACCAGGAGUUCACAAGAACCAAUUUUCACUUGUUCAUGCAGAGCUGACAGAGACUGAGGGUAAAACACAAAAAAAACCUAAUCCUAAUUUCACAAACUCAUGUAAAAUAUUUUGGUUUUGUCCAUUCCAAAAAUAAAAUACAUAGUUUUGUGCCAAUGAGCUGGACAUGUGUGGGAACAUCAAAAAAAAGAAACACUAGUAACACACCAUUCUCAGGAACUAAUAAGCUGCAAAAAAUGACAUCUUAGGAAAUACCUUAAAUAUAGUCAAAUUUAGCUAGUAAUUCCCAUUACAGGAUUACAAUAAAGCAAUAUAUAAGCUUUUUCAUGUCAAUGCUGGAAUCAAUGACAAACUCCAAUUCCCACAAUGCACCUCUGACUACAAACAUGGACACCUUGUACUACAACACCCACACGCCACGUUCAAUGUCACGUUCGCAGUCACCUGAUUACUGAUGGCACACACCUGGACUCAAUCACCACUACACACUACAUAAGCAUGCAUCUCUGUGUUUACACCUGAUGUACCAAGACAUUUGGUCAUUGUUGUGGAUUCUGUCUUUGACCUGCUUGUUUGUGAUCUUUGCCUUGCUCUUGGAUAAUCUGUUUGCAAAUCGCCUGAUCUCUUGCCUGCCUUUUGACCUUGAUCUCUGCUUCAUAAUUUGGAUUUGUUUGUUGUUGCCAGUUCUUUUAAUUAAAAGCAACUUUUGCUGCAACUUCUGACAAUAUUAUUAAUCCUAUUUCAAUUUUUACUCAUUUCCAGCUUAAAAUAGUCUUGUUCUACUGGCACAAGAUUUUGUUCAUUUGUAGCAUUUAUUUCUAGAAAAAAGCUAAAUUAUCUGCCAGUAGAAUAAGAAAAUUAAAAGUUUGAAAUGAGUAAAAAUAUCUAGAAAUAGGUUUAGUAAUCUUAUGCUUAUUAUAAUCUUAUAAUAAAAAAAACUAGAUAAAUAUGGCAUUUUUGCACUGUAGUUCUUCAUACACACACACACACAACUGAUUAUGGAAAAUGAGUUUUUUGUAAACAAUGUAUUUUUAAUGUAAAAAAUUACUGAAAUAUUUGUAAUGAAUUUGCUGGAUUCCAAACAAAAGGGCUAGUUUAUACUCGGAAGGAGAGAAACAAUGAUCAGGCACCAGAACAGCAAUUACAAAAGAGAUUAAGAACAAAGGCUUGGAAUCAUGACAGGUGCAGUGUUAGAGCGAGACUUCACAAAGACACAAUGAGAAUCUGGGUUAUUUGUGAGUGUGAAGCUGAUUGCAAACAGGUGAGUUCUGUUGGUUAUUGUGAACAAGAGUACUGAUCAUGCAAGGAUGUUGCAGGCUAGGGGUCAUGGAAAUUGUAAUCUG
Molecule: messenger RNA, 3056 nt
Organism: Pangasianodon hypophthalmus (striped catfish)
Lineage: Eukaryota; Metazoa; Chordata; Actinopteri; Siluriformes; Pangasiidae
Gene: rbpjl
Product: recombination signal binding protein for immunoglobulin kappa J region-like
Exons: 12
Coding region: 201-1760 (519 amino acids)
Biological process (GO): regulation of transcription by RNA polymerase II
Cellular component (GO): nucleus
Molecular function (GO): DNA-binding transcription activator activity, RNA polymerase II-specific; RNA polymerase II cis-regulatory region sequence-specific DNA binding
Source: RefSeq, a predicted model, not a curated record